Molecule: messenger RNA, 1047 nt
Organism: Cinara cedri
Lineage: Eukaryota; Metazoa; Arthropoda; Insecta; Hemiptera; Aphididae
Source: the annotation of a GenBank genome assembly
AUGCUCCCAGAAAAUCGAUGGUUUAUCGUAAAAGAAUAACCAUGUAUCAUUUUAAAAUGAAAUCAAAAUAAUGGGGGUACAUUAGUAUAAAAAUCGUUUUAUUAAAGUCAAGGAUUUUUUAGGAAUCUGAAUUAUAUGCCACAGAUAGAGGUAACUAUUUGCACAUCGUAUGGCAGGUUCCGCAAUACUUGUGUAUGGUUAUUGCAGAAGUGACGUUUAUUGUUACAACGGUUGAAUUUUCAUACACACAAGUAAUAACCUCCCAUAAUAAUAAUCAUUAAUGCAUAAUUUAAAUCUAAUACGUUACUUAUACUUUCAAACGUUUGUUCACUUUCAAAUGCUUCAUUUCCUCACGUAAUUCGGCAUUUACCUAUUUACCUAUUAUACUAUACAUUUUAAAUACACUACAAAAAUAUUGUUCAACAUACAAUUGCAUUUUAAACUGCAAUAUAAAAAAUAACGUAAUUAUUUAUUAAUAAUUAAAACAAGCUAAACGCCUAAUUUAAAUUAAUUUUAACUAAACAUAUUUAUACGUAAUACAAACUAUAAUAUCAGCAAGUAUUAUGUUUUUUACUCACGGAUUCAUUUUAAUUCGAAACCCCUACUUUAAUAUUUAACCGAAAUAUUACAUUAUUAUACCUAACUCAAAUAUCCUCAAGUUAUGAAGUAUUUGAUUUCAUAGUUAAAUUGUUUUUGAAUUUAAUAUUUCUAUAGGCUCCGCCAAGAAUAAAAUCAUUCGUAUCGGCGUGUUAUUCGUUAACUCAAUCAAUUGGAAAUUUAUUGGUCGUCAUUAGCGUCUCAGCGUUAUCGUUCAACAACCAAGUGGGCAUAUUAUUUCCUUUACAUUUUAUCACUUAAAUAGUAAUAAUUAUAUAUUGUAACUUUACAUACCUUUAGGUGCACGAAUAUCUGUUUUUCGCUGGUAUCAUGCUCGUAGAUACGUUGUUAUUGGUUUAUUUGGGAUCGAAUUACAAAUACAAAUCGUUCGAACAACAAAUAGAUGAUGACUGUAAUGACGGAUUUAACGUUAAUAAAAAUACAAAAUAA